CUUCAGUAUCACUCUAACUUCGACGAGAGGUGAAAGUUUGGUGUUUUCCGUGAAGUUAUUUUACUAUAUUUUGAAGUUGUUUUUUCGCCCUCAAGUAUGGCGAAUGUAGCGAUGAUGGUCUUCGUCACCGCUGCCUUAUUUGUGGGGACAGUCUAUCAACAGGAAACAAAUGAAGCACGACAGUCAAGAAUCACGCCACUGAUUCUAACCGACGUCUCGGGAAACAUAACCGUGGAGGAGGAGGUGCAGGCGGAGGGGAGGAGGUUGUGGGUGCUGGAGGGGCUGCCCCCGGAGGGGGAGACACCCUUCAUGGAUAUAAACGUAACACACCUCCACUUCCCCUCCUUCACCACCCUCCACCAAAAUGGUUCCAAUAAUACUGUGGGAGACUUUCUGUUGAUUGGCGCAGGCCAAUCCCUCUUCAUCGGUAACGUUGAAGCCAUGUUCUACGGGGUGAGGAAUAAGGUGGGAGUGGUGAGGGUGAUGGGACAGUCUGCUCACGUCUACCUCCACCUGCACGCCCCCUCACCUGAGAUACCUGUCCGCAAUGUGUCCCUCAGGAUUGAUUACGAGAGGACAGUAAUACCCACGACGCUUCCCCCAACCACGACUACGCCAGCGCCAGAUAUAAACCCAUCAAACCACAGCGCCUGGAUCGAUCUUAACGGAGUCCCCCUUCAAGAGGGGCCCAAGACGGAGUACAUGGAUGGAGUGAGAAAAGCGGUGGCGGCCCUGUUAUCCCAGCACAUAGAGAAACACAAUUAUUCCAUCUCCGUCACGGAGGAGGACGUGGUGAUCCUGGAGACGAGGAGAUGCCCUUGGAACACAUGUGCGAGUGACUGCGUGGCCUACAACGUGACCUGUGUGGUGAGAGAAGGGGAAGAUGUGACGUGGGCCAGCGAGAAGGACCUACUGACCACUCUGUUCGCUGACGACUCCCUCCAUCACUACUGGGCUGACAAUGUGCCGGGGGAAGUGUGGGUGUGUGGCGGGGGCAGUUACCUGACACUGACUCUCUGGGCAGUGCUGGGGACAAUGCUUCUCCUGGUGGUGGUGGUGAAUGCCGCGGUGUUCAUACUGCAGAAGGAAUCCAGCAUCAAAAUGAUGAACGAGAAGUACAGCCAGGUGGAGGAGGAGAGAGCGGAGGACCGGAAGAGGAGGAGGUCUGAGGCUACAUCCAUCUUCGGUGUGUAUGGAUCCGUGGCCUCGAGGAAGUCUCAGAGGAUACGCUUACCCAUCCCGGGACAGGGGGUGCAGAACGACUCCGACUCAGACUAUGAUGAUAAGGACCUCGGCUGUGUGACCCUUGAUGACCCCGAUGCUAUAGCCCUGCCCCCUAUGCGUAACAAUCUGCCAGAGCUUCGAAGCCACGACAACCAAGCCUUUGUGGACGACGAGGGGCUGUCCACGGCCUCCGCGACCCUCGAUUCGGACAACGACGACUCGGACGCGGUGCACUUCCACAGAGACGAAGUGAAGUUCAAGAGCGCAACGCUAUCACAUUCCCACCACCUUUAGUAACGUCGCGAAAAGGUGGGGCUCAUCUCUUUAAUAUUAAAAGUGAUUACCCGCGCUUCCCUUCCUUUUUUAUGGCAUGCCGCUGUUUUGUACCCAAAUUUUCCCCGUCUUGAUUCGUCCCGCGGGAAACCUUUUAAAUACUCCACCUCAUUCUACUACUGUUUUUGGGUCGUUUUCAGUUGAAACACAGCACCUAGACACCAGAGAACACUUUCUGCUAAUAUAAGCCAAUGUGUAGCCAUUGAAAUGAAUAAAUGUGUCAGUUUCAAAAAAAGAAGUUUGUUUCAUGUUAACAUACAAUUUUUCAUCCUCUACUACUGUAUGUUGGGUCAUUUUCAGUUCCAGCACAUCACACAACAGACACUGUCCGUCAGUGUAAAUUGAUGCAUGCCAUUAAAAUUAAUAAAUGUGGCAGUUUGGAGAAAGAAGUUUGUAUCAUGUUGACAUGCUAUUUUUCAUUAAAUGCUACUGUUUCUUGGGU
Molecule: messenger RNA, 1999 nt
Organism: Eriocheir sinensis (Chinese mitten crab)
Lineage: Eukaryota; Metazoa; Arthropoda; Malacostraca; Decapoda; Varunidae
Exons: 11
Coding region: 97-1518 (473 amino acids)
Source: RefSeq, a predicted model, not a curated record